Messenger RNA from Capsaspora owczarzaki ATCC 30864, 861 nucleotides. RefSeq lists its product as hypothetical. Bases 1 to 861 code for a protein of 286 amino acids. NCBI's taxonomy places the organism in Eukaryota, Filasterea, Ministeriida, Capsasporidae. Gene Ontology annotation, molecular function: nucleic acid binding. The record is from RefSeq and is a predicted model, not a curated record. The transcript is spliced from 2 exons.
AUGCCCAGGGAGGUCGUCCGCGGUCAAGUGCUCGCGUUGCGAAAUGCUGGCCUCUCCUACAACAAGAUCGCCACCCAGCUUCACCUCCCACGUUCUACAGUGAUCAGCAUCACCCAACGUUUCUCGGGAAGGGCGACGACGAGCGACAGCCCCCGCCCCGGUCGCCCCAGCAAGCUCAAGUCAUUUCACCGCAACAACAUUGUAGCACAGAUCCUCCUCGAUGAGUCCGACACCGCACCCGAAAGUGGCCGCCACUAUGCGCACAUUGUCCAAAGUUCGUGUCUCUCCAUGCACGAUAAGAAGGGUGCUGCAUGGAACAACAACGGUGGUCGUGUAUGGCGUCUGGUUGGCGAAACGUUGACCGAUCGAUGCGUGCAGGGCACGGUCAAGUUCGGCGGUGGCCAUAUCAAUGUUUGGGGCGCCAUCUCUCGUUUCGGAAUUUCGCUUUUCUGCGAGGUCGGCGACGUCAUGAACGGCGACACCUACCUCUCAGUUUUGGAGAGCGAGUUGCUAGCAAGCAUUCGCGUGUGGAACAACAAAAACGAGAUGAUUUUCAUGCAUGACAAUGCCCCUUGUCACAAAAGAAAAGAUGUGGCGAAGUGGUUCGAAACCAAUCAGAUCACCGUCCUGGACUGGCCUGCGAACUCUCCCGACCUCAACCCCAUCGAAAAUGCGUGGAACAUGGUCAAGAACAAGAUCUACCAGGAGAGGGAGAUCAAGAGCAAGGCCGCGUUGUGGGAACGCUUCCAAGCGGUCUACGAAGAAGUGCUCACGCCAGAGGUCUGCCGCGAUCUCAUUUCAUCGAUGCCGCGCCGCAUUCAAGCUGUGAUAGAUGCCAAUGGUGGUUAUACCAAGUACUGA